ACCCAGAUCACCCAUUCCGUGGGCCCCGCACCUUUCCAACCAUCCAAUUUCCGCCGGGAAAUUAAAAUCCAAUUUUUCUAAUCCUUCUCCCCUCUAUCCGGCAACAAUAGCACAUCCAAAUCCGCCGGAAAAUGAAUUCCCGUUUCACAUCCCUCGCUUUCCGAUCACUCAAAUCCCGUCACAAUCACCACCACCACUAUAUCUUACCUCAAUUCUUCUCUUCUUCCAUCGCCACACUAGCCUCCCCACCUCAAUACGCUCAAACCCUCGAGGGACUCCGCCACCGGCUAGCAGCGGAAUCACUGACGCUAUCGGACUUCAUUAGGCUCCAAUCGGAUAAAGAGUACUCGGUUGAGGUAGGCACGAAGAAGAAGCCGCUUCCAAAACCGAAAUGGAUGAAGGAAGCCAUACCUGGAGGAGAGAAAUACACGCACAUCAAGAAGAAAUUGAGGGAAUUGAAACUUCACACUGUGUGUGAAGAGGCUAAAUGCCCUAAUUUGGGAGAGUGUUGGUCCGGUGGUGAAACUGGUACUGCUACCGCUACCAUUAUGAUUCUCGGUGAUACUUGUACCCGUGGUUGCAGAUUCUGCAAUGUGAAGACAUCACGCACUCCACCUCCUCCUGACCCAAAUGAACCUGCCAAUGUGGCUGAGGCCAUUGCGUCGUGGGGUUUAGAUUACGUUGUACUUACCAGUGUUGACCGUGAUGAUUUACCUGAUCAAGGAAGCGGUCAUUUCACUGAGACAGUGCAGAAGUUGAAGGCAUUGAAGCCAAAUAUGCUCAUAGAAGCACUUACGCCAGAUUUUCUAGGAGACCCUGGGUGUGUAGAGAAAGUUGCAAAAUCUGGAUUAGAUGUUUUUGCUCACAACAUUGAAACCGUUGAAGAGCUUCAGAGUGUAGUACGAGAUCAUCGUGCUAAUUUCAAGCAGUCCAUGGACGUUCUGAAGAUGGCCAAGGACUAUGCCCCUGCCGGUACAUUGACAAAGACUUCAAUAAUGUUAGGCUGUGGGGAAACUCCUGAACAAGUUGUUAAAACAAUGGAAAAGGUACGUGCGACAGGUGUUGAUGUAAUGACAUUUGGUCAGUACAUGAGACCAUCAAAGCGUCACAUGCCUGUUUCUGAAUACAUAACUCCCGAAGCCUUUGAGAAUUAUCGAGUUCUUGGCACGCAAAUGGGAUUCCGAUAUGUGGCUUCUGGCCCCAUGGUUAGGUCCUCGUACAAGGCUGGGGAAUUCUAUAUUAAAUCCAUGAUAGAAUCUGAUCGUGCAGCGUCCUCGUCCUAGCUUCUUAUCUUCAGAUGAUAUAUGGCAUCUCUUUGCACGGACGCAAAUUUGAUGGUCACACAACAUUUUUUGAGACUGAAACGCUGAGGUAGCCAUUUGACUCUUGUUUCCUUUAGCCAUGUUUCCUCAAAGGGAGAGGAGCUAAAAAAAAGAUGUAGGUAUUCAGUCUGAUGGGCUGUAACAUUUGCCUCGUGUAAGCUGCUAUUACAUCAAAUAAUCUCAUGCAGUUGUACAUUAACCUAGUGUAUUAUUCUUUCAAUUGUAAUACCCUUGAAAUCUUCCUUGAGCCGAGCGUCUGUUGGAAACGACCUCUCUAUUCUUAA
Messenger RNA from Nicotiana tabacum (common tobacco), 1606 nucleotides. RefSeq names its product lipoyl synthase, mitochondrial-like. Gene Ontology annotation, cellular component: mitochondrion. The record is from RefSeq and is a predicted model, not a curated record. Gene Ontology annotation, molecular function: 4 iron, 4 sulfur cluster binding; lipoate synthase activity. Gene Ontology annotation, biological process: lipoate biosynthetic process. NCBI's taxonomy places the organism in Eukaryota, Viridiplantae, Streptophyta, Magnoliopsida, Solanales, Solanaceae.